Molecule: messenger RNA, 4005 nt
Organism: Synchytrium microbalum
Lineage: Eukaryota; Fungi; Chytridiomycota; Chytridiomycetes; Synchytriales; Synchytriaceae
Exons: 18
Coding region: 1-4005 (1334 amino acids)
Cellular component (GO): cytoplasm
Molecular function (GO): protein binding
Source: RefSeq, a predicted model, not a curated record
AUGAGCUCACUGUUGUCCGCAGUAGGAUGCUGGAAUGGAGCGCCUGCCCUGUCAUAUACUAUAGGCACCACGAGUCAGCUGUCGGAUACUCUGGUGUCUGCCACGGAUGCGGGCUGGAUUUGCUUGUUCAAGCUAUUACAUCCAAACUCAACAAAUACAAAUCAACAGCUAUCUAUUGCACCCAAUCUAUUUUUAAUUGGACAUUGCGCACGAAUCACUACUCUCGUGCUAUGUCGUCUCGAAGUCGAUGGCGUCGUAACGCGUGAAAAUGUACUCGUAACGGGCGACGAAGUGGGUCUAGUCGCCAUGUGGGAUUUGGCUGACGGGAGAUGCUUGCAAACAAACGUUAGGGCUCUCAAUGGAAGCAUUACUUGUCUCAAGAUGACGUCGUCAAAUGCAUACUUUGUUUGUGCGGGUCAUUCAACAAACGUCAUCAAAUCAUGUAACGUGUUUGACGAUUGGACGGCUUGCAUGACAUUAUAUCCAACAGGCAAAAAAACCACUAAUGUUGUUUUGAUGGUCGAGUCCACACAUACUAAUACUCCAAAGCAACACUUAGAGACCAGAGGAGUUGAAAAACUAAACAUAAUUACAUACGACGGCACUCUACAUUCAAGCACAAUCCUCGACGAAUCCAAACUCGACAUUCAAACACAAUUAGAUACCAAACCCACCAAGCUGGACUUUGGAACUUCUCUUCCAAGCAUUGGCAUAGAGACAAACGUAUUCGAUAAAAACCUCAUGAGCAUACUGCAUCGAAAUGUCUGCAUGUUGUAUGUUUUGGGCAAGUCUGGACCAACGUUUCUGGCUAGACUCGACAAGGCUCAAGAGCAUGGGCAGGCGUGGGCUGGAUCCAGAUUCAUGUCUGCGAGAACUAUACUGUUAUGGACGAUGGCUGGAAGCGCCUUCUUGUUUUAUAUAGGUCCAGAGUCAGAGAUUAAGCAUUCUGCUAUAAAGGAGGUGCCUCCAUCGUCUAUCGUGUUGUUUUCAGAUGGUGCUGCAGCUUCAUAUUGUUCACGUCUCGUACCUGGUGCACAAGACUAUUUGACUUAUCGUGCGACAACCCUUUUGGCCUCCUUUUCACAUUCACUGGACUCCUCAUCCACCACAUCACCUUCGCGAGCUGCCACUGUAAUUUACAUACCUCCAUGCUUGUCACAGCCAACUCAUUAUCUUGCAUCGUUCCAACGUGACGGAACUGUGACUCAAUGGACAUUUUGGGCUUCUAUUUCCGGAAAGGAGUUGAUAGAUAUAGGAGUUGCCAAAUCUCCUCGAUCUGAUAGAAAUACUAAAAUGGUGGUGAAACCUUCGAAAGAAUGGAAUCUUGCUGACUCAUGGCCAUUGCAAAAACUGGAAAAUUCCCUGUCGAUGUCGAUAGCGACGCCCAUUCAAGAUCAUCAUUUAGCAGUUGGUUAUGUCGACGGCUCAAUACGAAUCAUGCCAUUAUCAACGCCAUUCUUCCAUAACGUCAAUGACGUCAACUCAUUGCCAGACGUGGCAACACUGACUGGACACACUGCAAAAGUGACGAGUCUAUUGGCUCCUUCACCAAGCCAAUGUGACGGCAGACGGUAUCUGAUAUCUGGAAGUGCUGAUUGUUCUGUUAGAGUGUGGGAUCUAGAACAACCCACGGCCAAACCCACUGUAUAUAUAUCGCAUUCAUCCCCUGUAACUAGCAUCAUCACCAUCCCACCAGAAACCUUGUCACCAUCAACAAGCUAUACAUUCAUGUCUGUAUCACACAUCACCAAAUCAUUUUCAUUGUUUAAACCAUCAUCACCUCAAGUAUUUUGUCGAUUCCCUGGAUUUGGACGAGAGCAGUCUCAUAGUCCCUUAUCACGGACCAAUGGACUGUUGGCCAUACAUUUUCGAAAAGCUGAUGAUUUCAUACUUUUCGAGCAAGAAAAUGGGAAUGUGUUGGUGUUUAAUGCUUUGACUGGUGUUUGUGAACGUAUUUUAGAAGCCGAGAGUGCUCUAAGUGCUAUUGCUGCUUGUGAUGCUAAAGUCAAUUGUCGAGCACCUGGAGAAGAGUACUUGGCUGCAAAUGUUCGGCAAAUAGCAUGUACCAUUCCAUUAUUUACCACGAUAGAAUCACCACCGCCAUUGACUCUCUUCCUUUUCAACACCAAACGUUUGAUAUCCGACAUGAAUACCACCACGAGAACUCUCAGUCCUCCCCCAUCAUCUCCACAACGCAGCACCUCCAAGGACUCCUUUUUAAAUUCUCCUGCUAUACUACCACGAUCAGGAGCAUCACGAAACAAUCCACCAUCACCAAAUAAAUCCAGAAACAUGAUUAGUGCCAUGUCACCAGUCAAUAAUGGUAACGAUGAUGCAGCAUCAGAUUCAAGUGCGCCACCCAGGAACCCACUAGAUUAUGAUUUGGUGUUUGCUUGUUUCUCGGCUUUGGCUUCUUGGGGUGUUGAUGAUGGUAUAGAUGAAUUGUACAGAGACAAGUUGGGAAUGCAGAGACCUAGAGAUGGUGUUUGUGUUGGGACUAGAGGAGCCAACGGAUUCUUGUCAAUAAUGGCUCCAAUGAAAGAUGAACAGCCAGGGCAACGACUAUGGAAGACGUCUCCGACUAUUUCAGCUGCGAAGUUACUUGAGAUUUUGGCUGUGGCACGCUCAAUCUUAUCUACCAAAGGUCUUGAAGGCGAAAUCAGUACACUUUUGACAUAUUAUGGUGCAAUAUUGCCUGGACGGAUUGGUAGCGGUUUCUGUUUUCCGUCUUUUGCAUUUUUGGCAAAGUAUUGGCAGGAUCCAAUAAUUGAUGUACAGGAAGCUGCACGCACAUUGUUUGCAUCUACUGUAUCAAAGAUGGAUGUGAAUGUACGUGAUGGCAUCAUACAGUAUUGGCAUUCGUUGCUUCCUACAUUGGUAUCCAACAAGAAACCAGUGAAAACCAACAUGCGAGCAGCCGUCAUCCUGGGUAUAAUAACAUCCGACAAUCCAGGCCUUAUACCAGUCUUAAUAUGCAAAGACGUCGCACAAUCUCUCGAUUUACUUAUACACGAAGAUGCCAAAUCAGCAUAUCGUGCUGCAGCUAUUGAACUCAUUGGUCGUGGAUGGUCGACAUGGGAGCCCUACGUUAACGGAUCAGCGGUAUUUAGACAUGUUGUUGCAUCUACAGGACUGAUACCACCAAUACCGGGCGCAAUCACAUCACCGCAACGUAAAGGAGUGAUGAAUGUUCUUGGUGGUGGUACGAGUAAUACAGGUUCGUAUACUGGAAGUGGGAAUCCUGGUAGUGGUGUUGGUACACCAAGUGAUGGUGGUGGUGGUGAACAGAUACCACGAGAAUUAGCUAUUUUGGCAAGACAAUCUGUAUUGAUGAUUGCAACAGCCAAUCCUGGAUUGUUUGCUAGUACUAUUGUAUUUGAUUUGGGACAUGCCAAGACUGCUGCUGAACGAGCUGGUGGGUUGAGAUUGUUGGGGAUGUUUAUGGCAAAGAAACCUCUGAUAUUAUAUGGAAGCAUACCAAAGAUUGCAGAAGCCAUUGUUCGAUCACUGGAUCCAAAUAUCCCGACCAUCCGAGAAGCAUUGUUGCCAGCAGCUACUGCAGCCCUAGCUGAAUUAGUCCAUGUUUAUCCUAAUGCGUCAUUCCAUGGCACAAGUCAAAGGCUGACGGUUGGUGGACCUGAUGGUGCGAUUGUCUUGUAUGAUUUGAGGACUGCUACGAGGAUGCAAGUUCUUGAGGGACAUACAAAACCCGUCAGUGCCGUAUCAUUCUCGUCGGACGGUAAACUCUUAGCCAGUUUCUCUGUUGAAGAAAACAGUGUACGGUUUUGGCAACCUGCUGGAGGCUUGCUUGGUGCCGCAUCUGCAUUAGCUGGUGUUGUGGGAGGAGUUGUGCAAUUGAGACAGUUUAGGACUUUUAGUGUUGGACCUGCUGAGUCAAACGUACCUCCCACGUCAGUAUUAGAGGAAGUAUCCUUUGAAUGGGUUUCUGAUCGAGGAGUGAAACUCAAGACUGUUCGAGGAGUGCAGUUGCAAUUCACAGUCUAA